Aspergillus ibericus CBS 121593 is the source of this 1911-nucleotide messenger RNA. Its product is annotated as putative mucin. NCBI's taxonomy places the organism in Eukaryota, Fungi, Ascomycota, Eurotiomycetes, Eurotiales, Aspergillaceae. The transcript is spliced from 3 exons. Bases 1 to 1911 code for a protein of 636 amino acids. The record is from RefSeq and is a predicted model, not a curated record. Gene Ontology annotation, molecular function: cyclin-dependent protein serine/threonine kinase regulator activity; protein kinase binding. Gene Ontology annotation, biological process: regulation of cyclin-dependent protein serine/threonine kinase activity. Gene Ontology annotation, cellular component: nucleus; cyclin-dependent protein kinase holoenzyme complex.
AUGUCUCUCCCGAUCCUAUCAACGCAACCAUACCUCCCCGCCCUCCAUCCGAUCACUCCCACCAUAGCUCCCUACUCCAGGACCCAAGGUUCGACGAGUGCAAGGAAACGAAACUUUGACGCAGUUGCGGAGGUCUCUGAAUACGCCUGGACUGCUCCCUUCCGGGACGGUCUUCCAACACCCCCCGGCGACAUGAAUGGCGUCACCGCUUGCAGCACUCUUCCGGCCUCUUCCUACGGGGGGAAGCUGGAUGGGCUCCCGCUCCCGCCAUAUGCUAAAGUCUCGGAUUAUGCGCGCUUGGUCUCUGAUGGGCCAAGUGCAAUGGGUCCCUCAUCUCAGUAUCCAGCGCCAGUCAAGGAUACUAUAACUGAGCGGGAGUCUCAGAAGAAAAGCAGCUCCAAUGCUGUUACUUCGUAUCUCCAGAUCCCUUCAUCUAUCAGCAACAGCAAAGGAAGCUUGGCUGAAUUUGCGGCACAGAUGACAUGUCUGUUCUGGUUCGAAAGUACAGCGAAACUCCAGGCCGUGGAGGAUAGCCUCGGCUCGGCCACGGCUCUUGCUCCAGAAGCCAUUCCUACUGUUGCGUUUCAGAAGUGGGUGAGCAACAUUCUGUCCACCACCCAGGUUAGCCAGAAUGUCAUUUUAUUGGCAUUGUUGUUCAUCUACCGGUUGAAGAAGUUCAACCCUGGCGUCCGAGGAAAGAAGGGCAGUGAGUAUCGGUUGAUGACCAUUGCCCUGAUGCUGGGCAACAAAUUCCUUGACGAUAAUACGUACACCAAUAAGACCUGGGCCGAGGUCUCCGGGAUUACGGUUCAUGAAAUCCAUAUCAUGGAAGUGGAGUUUCUCAGCAACAUUCGCUAUAACCUCUUUGUGUCGAAAGAAGAAUGGUCGAAGUGGCACACGAAACUGGGCCUUUUCAUCGACUUCUUCAACAAUGCGCCUCGAGCCCCUGAACCGAAUGAGAAACACCCUACGCCUCCCGUGCUCCGGGUUUCUCCCAACUUGGGACCGUCGCCUCGGGCACAGUUGUCCCCCUCGACCAAGCUGCCAUCACCUCCCGCCUCCGACUCCCUGCGGCCGCAGACCUGGGCUUUGCCUAUGAAUGCCGUGCCGUUCAGUGGCGUCCCUCAGCUCCCGAGCGACAUGCCACCUGCCAGCAAUCCUCGGAAGCGGUCUCGCGAGGAGCCCGUCGAGGAGCACCCCGUGAAGAGGGUGGCCACGCAAAACAGCCUCCUCACAUCGAUGCCGACACUGCCACCGUCUUCCGCUCUCACUAGCAUGGCGUCCUUGCCUCCACCUGUUCUGGCGCCCUCGGCUGCUCCCCCUCAUCUUCCGACCAUGCCGGAGCCUGUCUCACGUCUCCCCCGUCCCAACUUCCCAUCCCACGGCCUGCCUUCUACCAUGCCGGCGUCCUUGUCUCAAUUACCUUCCACCGGUCGAGUCAUGCCCCCGGUCUACAACCCUGCCGCCAACUGGGUUCCACAGAUGCCACUUGCAACGACGGUUCCUUCGACUGCCGUUGCACCUCUGACCAACGGUCUGUACAACUCGUCCAUCUCACUGCCCGACCCCAGCAGACAUCACAACAGUCCGUUCGCGGUGACAUCGGCGACGAUCUCACCUGCGGUUUCUGCCUAUUCCGUUCACACCCCUCAAAACCACCUCUCUCCUUCUUUCUUCCUGGCGAAUCGCAACUCGCCUUACCGACCGGUUCGGAGUGUCAAUACGUUGUUGAUCCCGCCUCCGUCGACGUCACUCCAGCAGCAGCGCAGUAUCCCGUUUGAUCACAUGCACUACCAGCCGCUGGGGAAGACUGCCGCGGAACGCAAGACGGGGCUGCUGCCUUAUCUGCACCAUGAAGCUUGGCCGCAGCCAUUCCCGCAACCGAUCUUCCACACCACUCCGAACUAUUAG